Molecule: messenger RNA, 7159 nt
Organism: Mugil cephalus (flathead mullet)
Lineage: Eukaryota; Metazoa; Chordata; Actinopteri; Mugiliformes; Mugilidae
Gene: tanc1b
Product: tetratricopeptide repeat, ankyrin repeat and coiled-coil containing 1b
Exons: 27
Coding region: 192-6017 (1941 amino acids)
Molecular function (GO): protein binding
Source: RefSeq, a predicted model, not a curated record
AGGAGGAGGAGGAGCCCAGCGUCCCGGCCGGAGCUCAGCCUAACCCACCUUGGCGGAUCAAGUGUGGGGCUUGAGUGAGUUUGUGUGGAGAUACCGCUCAGAGGACAGGGAAAACUUUUCUUUUUUAUCAGUACUUUAAGAUCCAUGACAUUUAUCAGGGGCUUUGCAGAGAGGAUUCCAGGAAUCUUGCCAUGUUCAAGGCGGUGCUGAAGAAGAACAGAGAUGGAGGAAAGGGGAGCAAGAAAGAUUCAGGUGAUGUUCACAACCAUAGCGCCCAAAGAAGAUACCCACCUGAGGGGAACCCGCUGCCCCCCGGGCCCGGCGGCGGUCACCCUAACACACAGGAGGAUGUUUUCAGGCUAAGCCUCUCCAAGGGAGUGUCCAUGUCCCUCCCGUCCUCGCCUCUGCUGCCAAGACAGACCUACAUGAUGCCCUUACGCACUAGCAAGAGAUCGCCAGGUCCAAUCAGGAAGCCCAAAUAUGUAGAGAGCCCUCGCGUCCCUUCUGAUGCCAUCGUGUCAGCGCUGAGGAAGGUGGCCGAUAACAAGGAGUGCUGCCACAAUGAGCUGCAAGCGGAGAAACAGCCAAGCUCCUCCUCCCCUGCCACUCAGGAACUGAUGACAAGGCUGGGCUUUUUACUGGGAGAAGGGAUCCCGGGUACGGCACGCAUACCUAUGGACGACAAGAAUGAAAAGAAGUGCUCUCUGACUAGCCAGGGUAUCAGCCCCUGCUCCACGCUGACCAGCAGCACGGCGUCUCCCUGCACUGACAGCCCAUGUUCCACCCUCAACAGCACAACGAGCCGCCCACCGCUCAGCCGCUCCAGCCCUUGCGGGACCAUCACCAGCCCCAGUUCCACACUCGAGAGCAAGGACAGUGGGAUCAUAGCCACCAUCACUAGUUCUUCAGAGAACGAUGACCGCAGCGGCUCCAGCCUGGAGUGGAGUAAAGAUGGCAGCCUGAGAGGCAGCGGGCGCCAUGGCCUGGCACAGAGCGCGCGGGCCGACACCUGCUCCCCUGUGGCCGAAGAGGACUCCAGUGGCAGCGCCACGGCGACGCCGGCCGACACCCCGUCCAGGACAGACCAGCAGCACAGCGCGUCAGCGGGGGCGCCCGGUCCACCGCAGCCUCCCAGCCUCUCGCCCGAGGGGCCCGUUCCGUACCCGCCGCAGACGACACUGUCCCUCAUGAUGCCGAGGCCGAACUCCGUAGCCGCAACCAGUUCCACGAAGCUGGAAGACCUGAGCUUCCUCGAUGAACAGCGCAACACUCCCCUGCGGACAUCCAUACGCCUCCCCUGGCAUAACACAGGAGGAAGGCCUCCUCAGGACUCAAAAGGUCGUUUCGCUCCCUACAAACCGGUGGACAUUAUGCUCAAGCCCUUGCUGUUUGAGGUUCCCAGCAUCACCACAGACUCCGUGUUUGUGGGCAGAGACUGGCUCUUUCAGCAGCUGGAGGAUGUCCUGAAGGCCGGCGAGGCCACUCAGAACCACGGCGCCGUUGUGGUGGGCAGCGUGGGUUACGGAAAGACGGCAAUCAUCUCGAGGCUCGUGGCGUUGAGCUGCCACGGAGGACGCAUGCGCCAGAUUGCAUCGAACAGUCCCAGUGCCUCCCCUAAAAGUGGUGCGGGACCAAGCACAGAACUUCCCCUCAGCCAGCCCCCACAGCCCACUCCACCAUCCAGCGCUACCAACACAAUGAGGACCAACAGCUGCCCAGGAACCCCUGAGAUGCAGCGGCGCAGGGAGGAGGCUGUCAAACGUCUGGCUUCAAAGGUGGUGGCGUAUCACUAUUGCCAGGCAGACAACACGUACACCUGCUUGGUGCCAGAGUUUGUACACAGCAUCGCAGCCCUGCUGUGCAGAGCGCACCAGCUCGGCGCAUACCGAGAGCUGUUGCUGAAAGAGCCGCACCUCCAGAGCAUGCUCAGUCUGCGCUCCUGUGUCCAGGACCCCAUGGCUGCUUUCCGGAGGGGGGUCUUGGAGCCAUUAGCCAACCUUCGUAAAGAACGGAGAAUUCCAGAGGAGGACCACAUCAUCUUGAUAGACGGGCUGAAUGAAGCGGAGUUCCACAAGCCCGACUACGGAGACACCAUCGCCUCCUUCAUCACUAAGAUUAUUGCCAAGUUCCCCUCCUGGCUUAAACUGGUGGUCACCGUACGAGUUAACUUGCUGGAGAUCACCAGCCUUCUGCCCUUCUCCAAGAUCUCCCUGGAUGAUUUCACCGACAACAAAGAGAUAAGCAAUGACCUCAACGCUUAUAUCCAGUACCGCGUCAGCGGCAGCAAGGAUAUCAUGAACAAUAUUAGCCUGAACGGAAAAGCCGAUCCCAUCACGGUCGGCAAGCUCAGCAGCCACCUGAUCUCGCGCAGCCAGGGUUCCUACCUGUAUCUCAAACUCACCCUGGACCUCUUUGAGAGAGGCCACCUGGUGAUCAAAAGUUCCAGCUACAAAGUCGUGCCCGUUUCGCUGGCUGAACUGUACCAGCUACAGUGCAACAUGAAAUUCAUGACUAAUUCCGCCUUCGAGCGCUCGCUGCCCAUCCUCAAUGUGGCGCUCGCCUCGCUGCACCCCCUGACUGACGAGCAGCUGUUCCAGGCCAUCAACGCCGGCUUCAUCCAAGGAGAGCUGAAGUGGGAGGACUUUCACCAACGCAUGGAGUUACUGUCGUGCUUCCUCAUCAAACGGCGGGACAAGACACGCAUGUUUUGCCACCCCUCCUUCAGAGAGUGGCUGGUGUGGAGAGCCGACGGGGAGAGUACGGACUUCCUCUGUGACCCCAGGACUGGCCACGCUCUCAUGGCCUUCAUGUUAUCCCGCCAAGAGGGGAAACUGAACCGUCAGCAGACAAUGGAGCUGGGACACCACAUCCUCAAAGCACACAUCUUCAAGGGUCUGAGCAAGAGAACAGGCGUGUCAUCCAGCGUGCUCCAGGCUCUGUGGAUCAGCUGCAGCGCUGACGGCCUCUCCGCAGCUUUGGCCUCUCUGAGGAACCUCUACACGCCCAACGUCAAGGUCAGUCGUCUGCUGAUGCUGGGAGGGGCCAACGUGAAUUACCGCACCGAAGUCCUGAACAACGCGCCGGUGCUUUGCGUCCAGUGCCACCUCGGUCACCAGGAGAUCGCCUCGCUGCUGCUGGAGUUUGGCGCCAGCGUAGACGUCAUGUCUGAAAACGGCAUGAACCCCCUGUGCUACUCAGCGGCUGCAGGACACUUGGGAUUGGUCAUGCUGCUCUGUAAGAGGGGCGCCCAGGUCGAUCACGUUGAUAAGAGUGGCCAGUGCGCUCUGGUCCAUGCCGCGCUUCGAGGACACCCCGACAUCAUCCAGUACCUGCUGGAGCUGGAGUGGAGCGCUGAGGGACAGCAGCAGGACUGCUCUCUGAAGAACAAAGCUCUGCAGCAGGCUUUGAUUGCAGCCUCCAGCAUGGGACACACACAGGUUGUGAGGGGCCUGCUGGCGUUGAAUAAUGACCACGCCGUACAAAUUGAUAGUCAUGACACUCUGUGGGGAGAGACAGCCUUGACGGCUGCAGCGGGCCGGGGGAAGAUGGAAGUGUGCAGCUUCCUGUUGGAGGAGGAAGCGGUGGUGCAGCAGGUGAACCGGCGGGGGGUGUCUCCGCUGUUCUGCGCCGUCAGACAGGGACACUGGCAGAUUGCAGAGCUGCUGUUGGAGAACGGCGCCGACAUCAACAUCAGCGACAAGCAGGGCAGGACCCUACUCAUGGUGGCUGCAUGUGAGGGUCACCUGAGCACCGUCGAGUUCCUGCUUUCUAAAGGUGCGUCUCUAACUUCGAUGGACAAGGAGGGACUGAUGCCCCUGAGCUGGGCGUGUUUGAAAGGACAUAAGAACGUGGUGCAGUUUUUGGUGGAGAAAGGUGCGGUCAUCGACCACACGGACAAAAACGGACGGACUCCGCUGGACCUCGCCGCCUUCUACGGAGACGCGGAGAUUGUUCAGUAUUUGGUGGAAAGGGGAGCAGUGAUAGAGCAUGUGGACCAUAGCGGGAUGAGGCCUCUGGACCGGGCCAUAGGCUGCAGGAACACGUCUGUGGUGGUGACUCUGUUGAAGAAAGGGGCCAAGCUGGGCUACAGAACGUCUCCUUACGAUCGAUCAGGGAACGCCGCCUGGGCCAUGGCUACUUCCAAGCCUGAUAUCCUCAUCAUCCUUCUCCAGAAGCUGAUGGAGGAGGGGAACCUGCUUUACAAGAAGGGGAAGAUGAAAGAGGCGGCCCAGAGGUACCAGUACGCCCUGAGGAAGUUUCCCAGAGAAGGCUUCGGCGAGGACCUCAAGGCGUUCAAAGACCUGAGGGUCUCUCUGUACCUCAACCUGUCCCGCUGCCGCAGAAAAACCAACGAUUUCGGGAUGGCUGAGGAGUUUGCAACAAAAGCACUGGAGCUCAAACCCAAGUCCUACGAGGCGUACUACGCCCGCGCCCGAGCUAAAAGAAGCAGCAGGCAGUUUACGGCGGCCAUGGCCGACCUACACGAAGCGGCCAAGCUGUGCCCCAACAACCGCGAGAUCCGCCGCCUGCUCGCUCGAGUCGAGGAGGAGUGCAAACAGAUGCAGCGGACUCAAACCAAAGGGGGCCUCGCCGGGGCCGCGGCCGCUUGCAGCCAGGCGUCGGGAGGCCACGACUCGGACCAGGAGCAGGACGGAGGGCAGGAGGACCCCUCGGAGCACAGCCUCGCUCGAGGUGCGGACGGCCCCAGAGACAUUCUCGAGGAGGAGGAAGAGGAGGAGGAAGGAGGCUGCUGGUCCCAGAACAGUUACUCCUUCAACAGGGUCUUACCCUCCGAGGCGGCAGCUGUCAGCAGCAGCAGCAGCAGCAGCCUGGGACAUCAAAGUCUGAGCCCCAGCUCCCCCCCAGGCAGGCUUCCUCCCCACAGAUACCCCCGCGAGCACCGGGAGGCGCUGGCCCAGCAGGCCUUGGUCCUGCAGCCCACCAAGCAGGCCCAGAUAGUCAAGACCAAUCAGCACAUGAGCUCCAUGCAGGCUGGGGGCGGCGCAUUGGGGGGCCGCUCGACGGGGACCAAAUCCCAGUACGCUCCUUCAAGUCCCUUACCCAGCCGACACAUGUCCAGCAUGCUGAAGCCGGGCCCCGGCAUCGACAUCAGCCCCCUCCCUCCCCCAGCUGACGAGCCCGUGUACGGGAACCGCAUGUUGCUGGCGGCCGCCUCCGCCUCCGCCGGUCUCAGCUGCGAAAGCGAGAGCCUCCACUCCUCCCAGGCCUCCUACUCGUCCUGCGGCGGCUCCAAAGCUCAAGACCGGCUGUCCGCCCACUCCGCGUCCUCCCUGGACGGGUUAGCCUGCUCCGGCCCCGGGCUCCAGGGGAACCACGGCGGCGACCAAGGGAAGGAAGGGAUGUGCAGCGCAGUGGGGUCUCAGGCAGGAAGCAGCGGCAGCAUGCGGGUGUCCAGCUCCACCAGCAGCCUGGCGUCCAGCAGCAGCCUGUCGGACAGCGGCAAGCUGGGACCCGACGUCCGCACCAAGAUCUCCGACAAAACCAAGCACAGCCAACAGGCCGGCUCCACGGCAGAGUACAAGCCUAGACCCUUCAUGGGCAUAACUGACAAGACGGCUCGCUUUCAGCAGCAGCAGCAGCAGCAGCAGCAGCACAGCUUGCAGAGUCACCAGAGCCUGCAGUCGGCCACUCGCAGCUGGCUCAACCACUCCUCCGACGGCCUGGUGUGUCACAACAUGUCGGCGAUGGGCCUGCAGCCCGUCGACUGCGAGCUGAGUUACGGCAAAGCGGCGAGCGCCUACCAGGAGCAGCACAAACCUCCGCCACCUCAGGGCGGGAUGGCAAUGGGCGGCUUACAAAACGGCAUGCACGCCAAGGAAUUCGCGGAAAAGUUCUGCCAAGCCGCCAACUGUUACAAAGAGUCCAAGCCAGCGCUGGCUAUGGCGCACACGUUCGCGGACAGCAAGCCCAAGCAGCCCGGCCUCGCCCGAGAUAAUCCUGCCAUUCACGUAGCUUCAAUGAAACCAAAGCGAUCGUUUAUAGAGUCGAAUGUGUAGAUUGUUUGUUUAUCUCUCUUACGGUCUACAACGCGCGCACACACGCGCGCACACACACACACACACACACACACACACAUGAGCAGGAACCUAAAACGAGACGGACUUGUUUUCAAUUCUUUUUUCAAACCAGACCCAGAAAAUAUACAGCCGCACCACUUUUUAGCCUUGUGAGAAGUACAGUUUGGAAGCCGUUCCGCAAAACGGGCACCGAACGCUCCAGUUUUUACUCCUCCCGAUCUGCCGCUUCUGUUACACGACAACAUGUCCGUCGUCAUUCAGCCAAGCUGGAGACAUUGCACUGAAGGAAGAAUUCGGACGUGUACCGUUCAGUCCCGAUCGAGGAACCGGUGACAGGAAGCACUUUACGCACAGUUAUAGGCCAUGCAAGUGCUUAAAAGGACAUAUUCAGUUACAACGUGAUGUUCGAAAUGGAAAUGGGGUUCAAACUGUUUUUUUAUUAUGGUGCUGAGAGCGGGGGAAUUAAAAGGAGAGCGCGUCCUCAGUGAAGAUGUAAGAAAGUGGAAGGGAUGGGCAUUCCUGUGUUCUACGUAGGAUGUUAUAGAUCCUCACGCUGUGUAUAUUAUAUAAAUACGUACUUUUCCUUCUUUUCAGUGAAGGUCUAUGUUAAGUGUAUUGACAAGUUCAGACUUGUGUAUUUGGAGUUUUUAGGCACAAAGUUGUUCAAACGGUGUUAAAACAUUUGUUAAAUAUAUUUGUACAUUAUAUAAAUCACUCAUUAACACUGAAAUGAUUUCCUUUCUGUAUCUGCUUGUUGUUGCCGUCUAGUUUAAUUUAUUUACAGCGCCAAUGGCUUGGUUAAUUGUAAAAGCAAUAUAUUUUAUAUAGUUAUUUUUGCACAGCUACUAAGACAUUUUAUGAUUCUCAAUAAUGUUGAGAUUUAAGCGCAUGCUACAAUUGCAGUUUAUAUUGCAGAGUAAAAAAAAACACAAACAAAUCUAUAAAAAUAAAUGGUUUUGGGGCCCAGUGCCAUCAGCUCUAUUUUAUUAUGUACGUUAAAUGCAAUUGUUGCCAUGUUUUCAGUAUUGUGAGCUUUAUUAGCUGUGAUCACAUACUGUCAUAGAACAUUAUUGCCAUAGCCACCAUGGGAGAGAGAAAUAAAGACCCACCGAGGAAAAACA